Eimeria necatrix is the source of this 471-nucleotide messenger RNA. RefSeq lists its product as hypothetical. Bases 1 to 471 code for a protein of 156 amino acids. The record is from RefSeq and is a predicted model, not a curated record. The transcript is spliced from 3 exons. Lineage: Eukaryota; Apicomplexa; Conoidasida; Eucoccidiorida; Eimeriidae.
AUGGAGCGGCCUGCAGCUGCUGCUCCGUGGCAGCAGGACGCAGACGAUGCCUCCCAGCCUCAGCAGCAGCAGCCGCAGCAGCAGCAGCCUCAGCAGCAGCAGCAGCAGCAGCAGCAGCAGCAGCAGCAGCAGCAGCACCGGCACUGGGGCCCCUUCCACCGCAGCAGAGACACCGAAGAACCCUCUGCUGUUGUUUGGAGCGAAAGGCUGCAGCAAAAGCUCGAAGGCAUCGACAGCGCCCUCGCCAUUGCCACGAACAAACCCGAAAGAGAUGUGGCAAUUGAAAUCCGAGGGUCUCGCACUGUCCGCGUUGCAUGCAGUUCAAGAGAGGACUGGGGCUUGUGGAUGAAGGGCCUUUUGCUGCUGCACGAAAAAGCUUUAAAAGGAAAAAAUUCUUCAAAAGCUCUUUCGGACUUAAUUGCUUUGGAGUGGCAACUGGCAGAAAAAGAUGCUUUUGGUGAACUUAAUUGA